AUGCGACCUGGACUGUCGGUUACCCAGAUCGUUGGCGCAAGCCUAGUCGCAACCCAAUUUGCGAGCGCAUUAUUACCUCGCACAAAAAUCAACGAUGCGUAUGACUUUGUGAUUGUUGGAGGAGGUCAAGCCGGACUCGUGUUAGGUGCCCGUCUUUCAGAGAAUAAGAACCACACUGUACUCGUUCUUGAGUCAGGUGGCAAUGGAGACGAAUUUCGCAAGCGAAUAGAUACGCCGGCGUUUUCUUAUUUCGAUUCUUUAUGGACAACGCCUUUGAAUUGGGAUUUCUAUACUGUUGCCCAACCUAAUGCUGACGGCCGCGAGAUUAAUUGGCCUCGUGGCAAGGUCCUUGGAGGUAGUUCCGCCAUCAAUGGGCUGUAUAUGACCCGCCCGGGCCAAGAGGAAAUCAAUGCCUGGAAAGACAUGCUCGGAGAUAUGUAUGGUGCCGACAACUGGUCGUGGGACUCGUUCUACGCCGCUAUGAAGAAAAGCGAGACCUUCACUCCUCCAACCGAUCAAGAUCUCAUUGAAGAGGCUGGGCUCGUCUGGAAUGCAUCAUCUCAUGGCACCGACGGGCCAAUCCAUACAACAUUCCCAGACUUCACAUUUCCCGAAGUGGGCAACUGGUUAAAGGCACUACAGAGCACGGGCAUUCCCACUUCUGCCAACAUGUACGGAGGUGAGAACUUGGGUGCUGACGUCUCAACCUCCUGCAUCAACCCUUCAAAUUGGACACGGUCAUACAGUCGUUCCGGUUAUCUCGAUCCGCUUGCAGACCGGGGCAACUACGAUGUAUUGGCGAAUGCGCAUGUGACUCGGCUUGUUUUCGACAAUUCGACAUCUUCCGGCAAGAAAACAGCAAGUGCUGUGGAAUAUACAACUGAUGGCGGAUCAACGAAAUUGAACGUCAAGGUCAUUAAGGAAGUCAUCCUUGCGGGUGGUACUAUUGGCAGCCCAGCUGUAUUGCUUUACAGUGGUAUCGGCCCCAAGGACGUCCUCUCCAAGGCCGGUGUUGAUCUUAUAUCUGAACUUCCUGGUGUCGGUCAACAUCUUCAAGACCAUUUUAGUGCCACAGUGAAAUGGAGCUCGAAUGUGGACACCGCAGGUUCGAUCUUCUACAUCAACGGCAAUGAUAAGAACAAUACUAAAUUCCUCACUUACAUCGAUUCCGCCGUUGCCUACGUGAAUUCCACCGCUAUGUACGGCAGUCAAGUGAAUGAGUACGACUCGAAAUUCCUCGCGUCAAUCGAUCAGUAUGCACCGAACACGACUUAUGACGAUGGCGUGAUCACCGGCUACAAAGCAAUCUGUAACACAACAUCGAAGAUCUUUAACGGCUCGACUGGUCAAAUCGAGCUGCUGUUCAUGAACAGCGAUGCAAACGGCGAUAUCGGCAUCACAGCUGCCCUCCAACACCCAUUUAGUCACGGCCGAAUCUACAUCAACUCCUCCAACCCAAUGGACUUCCCUGUCAUUGACCCGAACUACCUGGACAAUCCAGCUGACUCCGAGAUCCUUCUCGCAGGGAUCAAACUUGCCCGCCAAAUAGGCGAAACCAGCCCAAUGAGCAAAAGCCUCACAAACGAAACAUCUCCGGGCUUGAGCGUCCAAAGCGAUGAUGACUGGGUAGCAUGGCUACGCAAGGAAGCUAGCACAGAGUUCCAUCCGUCCUCGUCAUGUGCAAUGCUGCCCGAGAAGCAGGGCGGCGUGGUCGAUGCCAAUCUGCUCGUAUAUGGCCUUGCCAAUGUGCGCGUUGCAGAUGCUAGCGUCAUUCCCAUUGCCUUGUCCACCCACUUGAUGUCAUCGACAUACGGUGUGGCUGAGCAAGCGAGCAAGAUCAUUCGAGAAUUUUACAACCCGCCAUCGAAGCCCGAGCCGGCCUUCGGUAAAUCGACUCCCACAUCUUCCAGCACCGCGACUACUGCGAAGAAGAGUGGUACACUAAAGACCAGUCCCACUGGAAAUGGCGGCCCUGCCUUGUUGCCCGUGUGGACUUCUCUUGCUCUUGUCGCUGCACAUGUGAUUGCUAGCUACGGCCUCUAUAUCUAG
Molecule: messenger RNA, 2049 nt
Organism: Penicillium digitatum Pd1
Lineage: Eukaryota; Fungi; Ascomycota; Eurotiomycetes; Eurotiales; Aspergillaceae
Product: GMC family oxidoreductase
Molecular function (GO): oxidoreductase activity, acting on CH-OH group of donors; flavin adenine dinucleotide binding
Source: RefSeq, a predicted model, not a curated record